Lactuca sativa (garden lettuce) is the source of this 954-nucleotide messenger RNA. RefSeq lists its product as uncharacterized. NCBI's taxonomy places the organism in Eukaryota, Viridiplantae, Streptophyta, Magnoliopsida, Asterales, Asteraceae. The record is from RefSeq and is a predicted model, not a curated record.
AUGUUAAACAGAAAUCGCGAGGAAGGACACGAACAUCUAUACCGCGAUUACUUUGCGGAUAAUUGUGUAUACGGGGCGAAGGACUUCAAAAGAAGAUUUCGUUUGAGUAGGAAUGUGUUCUUACGAAUCACCAACGCCUUGCAAAGCCGAUAUGAUGCUAGAGGUAGACAAGGGUUUACAACGUUGCAGAAAUAUGCUGCGGGCAUUCGUUUGAUGGCUAUGAGGGAGUUACCUGACACCAUGGACGACUAUAUGAGAAUGUCCGAAAGAACCGCAAGAGAGAGUUUGUAUACAUUGUCAAGGGGUGUUGUUGAAACUUUUGGAGACGUGUAUUUGCGGAAACCUUCGUUGCAUGAUUUGCAAGAAUUGUAUGCGACGCAUGAAGAACGCCAUGAGUUUCCCGGAAUGAUAGGAAGCAUUGUUGCACACACUGGAAAUGGAAAAAUUUCGCCAAUAUUCAACGAUCUUUUGAAUGGAAAAGCCUUGGAUGCUCCUUUCACGGUGAAUGGAAACGAAUACAAAUAUGGGUAUUACCUUACAGAUGGAAUAUAUCCUCAGUAUUCCACAUUCGUGAAGGCAUUCUGCCACCCGGUUGAAGAACGAGACAAUUUUUUUAAGAGAAGACAAGAAGGAUCACGUAAGGAUGUGGAACGUGCUUUUGGAGUGCUGAAGGCGAAGUGGCAUAUAGUCGAACAUGCAGCACGACCAUCGGAUUUAGAAACUCUACGAUAUAUCAUGUAUGCAUGUAUCAUAAUACAUAACAUGGUAGUAGAAGAUAAAGGGCGAAAUAUUGCACACUAUAUCCCAACGAAGCCCAGACACGUUCAGUUUCAACCAGGAACAACAGAUUAUUUGCAUCGCGUUGUUGAAAUUCAGGACGCAACUAAACACAAACAACUUCGAGAGGACUUAGCGGAUUAUAUAUUCUAUGGUAACAAUAACGAUAACGGAUAG